Messenger RNA from Monascus purpureus, 3661 nucleotides. The record is from the annotation of a GenBank genome assembly. Lineage: Eukaryota; Fungi; Ascomycota; Eurotiomycetes; Eurotiales; Aspergillaceae.
GGUUAAUCUUCUGUGCUCAAGGCUAAAAAGCAAGUCAACUAUGCAGAGUCUGAUUCGGAAGGUGAAGAUGAUGACGAGGAAAUAUUCCGCCCCAGUCGGAAAAAUAACGCUCAUAGUAGGACUGCCAAACGGCGAAAAAUGUCACCAGAGAGUGAUGAUGAUUUUAAGCAGGAUGCGGGGAACUAUUCGGAUGAUGAAAUGGACGACUUUAUUGUCCCUGACGACUCAGAUGAAGACGUCAAGCCCACGAAGAAACGCAAGAGGGAGUCGAAUCACUCAUCUCGCAAAUCUUCUCUUCCAGCACCACAAGAUGAAGAUGAAGACGAACGAGAGGAAACCCGGGAUCUUGAUAUUCCAGAUGCCACUUCUGGUGCGACGUUGAAAUGGACGUAUGACCCUAAAAUGUCAGUUCCUCGUAAGGAACGAGCAGUUCGUCCUUCAUCCAAGGUCUCUCUGAGUUCCUCGAAGGAGAAGGCAUGGACGAGGGAACCCGAGGAGCGAUAUCCCUGGCUUGCAUCCAUUCGGGAUAUAGAUGGCCACCCCCCAGGCCAUCCUGACUACGACCCUCGCACGAUUUAUAUACCUCCAUUGGCCUGGAACAAGUUCUCUCCAUUUGAGAAGCAAUAUUGGGAAAUCAAGCAAAAGUUCUGGGACACGGUUGUCUUUUUCAAGAAGGGCAAGUUUUACGAGCUCUACGAGAACGAUGCCACUAUUGGCCACCAGCUCUUUGAUCUUAAGCUCACUGAUCGUGUCAAUAUGCGCAUGGUCGGUGUCCCAGAAAUGAGCCUGGACUAUUGGGCAAAUCAGUUUGUUGCCAAAGGGUACAAAAUCGCUCGUGUAGACCAAGCCGAGUCUGCUCUUGGAAAGGAGAUGCGUGAAAGAGAUGGCAAGAAAGGCGGCCGUGGUGGGAAAGAGGACAAGAUCAUUCGGCGAGAGUUGUCAUGUGUUCUCACGUCCGGCACUCUCGUUGAUGGAUCGAUGCUUCAGGAUGAUAUGGCCACAUUCUGCGUUGCAAUUAAGGAGGCCGUUGUCGAUGGUGCCCCUGCAUUUGGACUUUCAUUCGUCGACACCGCAACGGGACAGUUCUUUUUAUCAGAGUUUGUCGACGACGUUGACAUGACCAAGUUUGAAACAUUUGUAGCUCAGACCCGUCCACAGGAAUUGCUUCUUGAGAAAUCCAAUCUUUCUCAAAAAGCUCUGCGGAUCCUGAAGAACAACACUGGACCUACCACCAUUUGGAAUAACCUGAAACCGCGAAAAGAAUUCUGGGAAGCUGAUAUUACCCUGAAAGAACUCGAUGCUAGUGAGUACUUCGUCUCGCAGGAUGAUGACAAUUUGCAAGCAUGGCCAGAAGCCCUCCGGCAUGCUCGAAACAAGGAAUUGGUGAUGUCUGCGUUCGGAGCCUUAGUGCAGUACCUCAGACUUCUGAAACUUGACCGCGAUUUAAUCACUAUUGGCAACUUCUCCUGGUACGAUCCCAUCAGAAAAGCCUCCAGUCUGGUCCUUGAUGGCCAGACUCUUAUUAACAUGGAGAUCUUUGCGAAUUCAUUCGAUGGCAGCUCUGAAGGCACCCUUUUCCAGCUUCUCAACCGCUGCAUAACUCCCUUUGGAAAGCGGAUGUUCAAGCAGUGGGUUUGCCACCCUUUAAUGGAUACGAAGAAAAUAAAUGCCAGAUUGGAUGCUGUUGAUUCUUUAAAUGCUGACCCAAGCGUUCGGGACCAAUUCUCAUCCCAGCUAUCCAAGAUGCCCGACCUGGAGCGCCUGAUAUCUCGUAUUCAUGCAGGAAAUUGUAAGGCGCAAGACUUUGUCAGUGUCCUACAAGGAUUUGAACAGAUUGAGUACACUAUCAGCCUGCUCAAGGAUAGCAGCUCAGGUGAUGGGAUUAUAGGGCAACUGCUCAGUGCAAUGCCUGAUUUGACUUCGAUGCUUGAAUACUGGAAGACCGCUUUUGACCGCAACAAAGCUAAAGAGAACGGUAUUUUGGUACCUGAACCUGGUGUUGAGGAGGACUUUGAUAGCUCUCAGGAGGAUGUCGAGAAGCUUCAGGGUGACCUCAAUGACCUAUUGAAAAGGGUGAGACGUGAGCUAGGCUCAACUGCUAUUUGCUACAGGGACAACGGGAAGGAGAUAUAUCAGCUUGAAGUACCGAUUAAGGUGAAGGGCAUCCCGAAGAACUGGGAUCAGAUGUCUGCCACGAAGCAAGUGAAAAGAUAUUAUUUCCCUGAACUGAGAGUUCUCAUUCGCAAAUUGCAGGAGGCACAGGAAACACAUAGUCAGAUUGUCAAAGAAGUCGCUGGCCGAUUCUAUGCACGAUUUGACGAAAACUACAAAAUUUGGCUUGCGGCUGUCAAAAUAAUUGCGCAGCUAGACUGCUUGAUCAGUUUGGCCAAGGCUUCUGCAUCUCUAGGCCAGCCGAGCUGUCGACCUGUAUUUGUCAACGAUGAGCGAAGCGUCUUGGAGUUUGGGGAGCUACGCCAUCCUUGCCUUCUUUCGUCCGUUGAAGACUUCAUUCCCAAUGACGUGAGGCUGGGAGGUGACCAACCCAACAUUGACUUGCUCACCGGAGCCAAUGCUGCUGGAAAGUCCACGGUUCUUCGAAUGGUUUGUUCCAUCUGACCCUACUGUCACUUGUUAUUAUUUUCUAAACUAUUUGAAUAGACGUGUGUUGCUGUGAUCAUGGCUCAGAUCGGCUGCUACCUCCCCUGUCAAUCUGCCCGACUAACACCGGUCGACCGUAUCAUGUCCCGUCUGGGUGCUAAUGAUAACAUAUUUGCUGCGCAAUCGACAUUCUUCGUUGAGCUGUCAGAGACCGAGAAGAUUCUUUCCGAAGCAAGCUCUAGGUCCCUCGUCAUCCUUGACGAGCUGGGCCGUGGUACCAGCUCUUACGACGGCGUGGCAGUGGCACAAGCGGUUCUGCACCAUAUCGCCACUCAUAUCGGGGCUCUGGGCUUUUUCGCAACUCAUUAUCAUUCCCUUGCGGCCGAAUUUGAGGGCCACCCUGAAAUUGCGCCGAAACGGAUGCGUAUCCACGUUGAUGACGAAGAACGGCGCGUUACUUUUCUGUAUAAAUUAGAAGAUGGUGUUGCCGAAGGCAGCUUCGGUAUGCACUGCGCGUCGAUGUGUGGAAUACCGAGCAAGAUCAUUGAAAGAGCCGAAGUUGCCGCAAAGCAGUGGGAGCAUACAAGCCGUCUUAAAGAGAGUCUCGAACGCCGUAAAGGUGGCGGAUUCAUUAGCUUGGGCUGGUGGAGCGACGUUGCCUGGGCACUGAAAGAGUCCGUCGGUAAAGACGGUGACGACUCUAAUCCGGUCUCUGAGAGGGGGUUGGAAGUCCUUUGCAAGGCCAUAGAAGCUAUAUGAUGAGCGUUUGAGCUCUUGUCCUUGAUGGAGAAGAGUUUAAGGUGAAGCCAGAAGGUGUGGAAUUCACUAUAAAUGUCUAGAUGUCAUCUUCACUGAAUUGUUCAAUCUAAGUUGUUGUCUUGUCGGGUUAUUUUAAUCUGCUGGGUUUGAGCUUUUACGAAGGGAACUAUCUUCCAUCACAUAACCUAUAUACUAUCUAUAUAUUUUAUCAGGUAAUAAUGGGGAUGGAAAUAUGUGUCAGUAAUAGAAGGCCAUAGAAGAAAUACAAUCGUUUUUAUCCGGGUUUGUCCUGGGUCUCUUGGAC